AUGAAGCACAAUUCCCGAAGCCCUAUCAGAUCUGAUCCCAGCCAGAUGGAUCCCAACUUAUGGUUCGAAUAUCAUGGGACUCACGGCCAUAAAACUGGGGACUGCCGACAAUUACGAGAAGUGGUGGCGACAUUAUUAAAGAAUGGCCAUCUCGGGGAGUUUCUAAGCGGCCGAGCCAAGAACAAUUAUGGUCGUAACCGGGACAAUACAGUGCCUUCAAAGGCAACAGAAGACUCCCCCCGGUUUAGUAUCAACAAGAUUUUUAGAGGAAAUGAAAUUAACAGUGUAACAUUCUCGGCGGCCAAGAAGACAAAGGUAUUAGUGACUUACAGCAAGAGACUCCGGGAAGUCGCCGAAGAUGAUAUUGCCUUCACGGAGGAAGACGCUGACGAAUUUCUUCUUCCACAUAACAACGCUCUGGUAAUCUCUCUUAAUGUCUUAGAUUUUAAAAUUAAGCGUGUUUUGGUUGAACCAGGAAGCUCGGCCAAAUAUCAUUGA
Messenger RNA from Nicotiana attenuata, 498 nucleotides. RefSeq lists its product as uncharacterized. The transcript has a single exon. Bases 1 to 498 code for a protein of 165 amino acids. NCBI's taxonomy places the organism in Eukaryota, Viridiplantae, Streptophyta, Magnoliopsida, Solanales, Solanaceae. The record is from RefSeq and is a predicted model, not a curated record.